ACUAUGUGAAGUCAUCCACGUGCUAUCUAUACAUAGGACUGUGCAUCCAAUUACAACAAACAAAUCAGUACUAGGCAAUUUUGGAAACUGCUUCUUUCUUUUCCUUGUUGCUUUUUUCUUCUUUCAUACAACAAAAAUGGCUAACGAUGAGGUGAUUCUGUUGGAUUUCUGGCCUAGUAUGUUUGGCAUGAGGCUUAGGAUUGCACUUGCUGAAAAAGAGGUUAAGUAUGAGUACAAAGAAGAGGAUUUGAGGAACAAAAGUCUUCUGCUAUUACAGAUGAAUCCUAUCCACAAGAAAAUACCAGUUUUGAUUCACAAUGGAAAACCAGUCUGUGAGUCUAAUAUUGCAGUUGAGUACAUUGAUGAAGUGUGGAAGGACAAAGCUCCUUUGCUUCCUUCUGACCCUUAUGAGAGAGCACAAGCUAGGUUCUGGGCUGACUACAUUGACAAAAAGUUGUAUCACUCUUCUAGGAAGACAUGGUCAACAAAAGAAGAAGAUCCGGAGGCAGCUAAGAAAGAUUUCAUAGAAAUCCUUAAAGCAUUGGAGGGAGUACUUGGGGACAGGCCUUAUUUUGGAGGGGAUAACUUUGGUUUUGUGGAUAUUGCUCUGAUUGGGUUCUACAGCUGGUUUUAUGCCUAUGAGACUUAUGGUGGCUUCAGCACAGAGACUGAGUGCCCAAAGUUUGUGGCUUGGGCAAAGAGGUGCAUGCAAAGGGACAGUGUGGCUAAGUCUUUGCCUGACCAGCAUAAGGUCCUUGAGUUUGCGAAAGCGGCUCGGCAGAGGCUUGGAAUUGAAUAAGCUUAUGAUUAUUCAAUUAUGCAAUCAUAAUGUAUUGAAAAAAGACACUUCAGUGUGCCUUCUUGUGUUGUUUUCUCAAGAUUUGAAAUGUUUGUUUGGUCGUAGUGUAAGUUCUACUUGUAAUAAAGAACUCUUUGCUUGUG
This is a messenger RNA of Capsicum annuum, 942 nucleotides long. Its product is annotated as probable glutathione S-transferase parC. Gene Ontology annotation, biological process: glutathione metabolic process. Bases 137 to 799 code for a protein of 220 amino acids. NCBI's taxonomy places the organism in Eukaryota, Viridiplantae, Streptophyta, Magnoliopsida, Solanales, Solanaceae. The transcript is spliced from 2 exons. Gene Ontology annotation, cellular component: cytoplasm. The record is from RefSeq and is a predicted model, not a curated record. Gene Ontology annotation, molecular function: glutathione transferase activity.